Molecule: messenger RNA, 792 nt
Organism: Fusarium sp. VM40
Lineage: Eukaryota; Fungi; Ascomycota; Sordariomycetes; Hypocreales; Nectriaceae
Source: the annotation of a GenBank genome assembly
AUGGUUUUAUCGUUUCCUCAGUUUUCUAAACUUCCCCCAGAAGUGCGCACAUCUAUCUGGGAGGCCGCGCUUCCGUCAGCCAAAACCCCCGGCUUACACACGUACAACAAGCAGAGACUCGACGACACUGUUGAGGAGCGACGUGAAACAUUAGCCCUGAAACACCGUGUUCGAGUGCCCAGUCCUGCUUGUUACAGUGCUUGCAAAGAGGCACGGCAGGUGGUAGAGCACUGGAUUAAGAGGAACAAGAUUGAGCGGUACUUUCGUGAGGAGACCAAGGACGUCGUUCUCGAGCGGCCCUUCGACGCUGACCGCGAUCUAUUCUACGUACCCCAAGAUCGAUGGCAACUAUUCCUGAUUGAAAUUAUGGAGGAACAUCAUGAGAACGAAGCAGAGGACGAGACCAGUGCCACUCAUAUCAUAUACGGCAUCAAGUAUCUCGCACUCCCAGCCUUCACAGCUUACUACAGCAUCAGCAAUUUAUGUGCCUUGCUGGACUGGACCAAAAAGCUCGAGACACUCUACGUCGUCUGGGAGGAGCUUCCGAAAACCAAGGGCAUCUGGGAGAUCGCAUCGUACCCAGAACCUGAAGAUACGGUAAACAUGUGUCACUUUGAUGACCGUACAGGUCGCAACUUUUUAGAGGAGGGUGUACUGGGGGAAUGGUUUGACGAGAUGGAAGAUAUGUGGGCGACCAGUGAGGUUAAUCCGGAAUUAUGGGAUGAGGAUGCUGAGAAGCUCAAGAUACCCCAUGUUCAUAUAAGGGUGAAGGAAGUGUCCAGUUGGUGCUAG